GUUUGGAAUAAUUAAACCUGUAAUUAGCUGUAUUAACAGAGAGUAGUAUUUUAUUUUGGGCGAGAGAUUGUCAGUAUCCUCAACAAAACCAAAAACUUGUUCAGCUUCGGAAGAUUGAGUUUCAGAGAGUAGUCCCACAGUUCCACUACUCAAAUCAACAAACGGAAAACUCUCUUUCCCAAACCAAAUUCGCCGUUUAAGAAUCGAACCCAAUCAUCGAAUCGAUGGAUUCGCCUAGUGAGAAGGAGUGGCUAGCAUGCUGUGGGAGCGCCAAAUUUGCUCAAGAAAUGGCCUCUGCCGCUCCCUUCUUCAAUCACCAACAAGCCGUCGAUGCUGCCAGGGAUAUCUGGUUCAAUAAAGUAGAUGUGAACGGAUGGCUAGAAGCGUUUGCUGCGCAUCCUGCAAUCGGCGAAAGCCCUUCCAAAACCGUCAAAAGUCCAACCAGUGCUCAGUGGAGCAAGGGAGAGCAAUCGACUGCUUUAGCAACUGCUACUGACGCUACAUUACAGGAGCUAUAUGAAUGGAAUGCUCGCUACAGACAAAAGUUUGGUUUUGUCUUUCUCAUAUGUGCAUCUGGAAGAAGUACCCCUGAGAUCCUUGCUGAGAUUAAGAAACGGUACCAUAACAGGCCAAUCAUUGAGUUUGAGCUUGCAGCCAAGGAACAAAUGAAGAUCACUGAACUACGUAUCACUAAGCUAUUCCCAGCUUAUGCAACUGCUGCUUCCAUCACCAAGACCCCUCAUAAUGCAGAUGUGCUGACAAAAGCAGGAGAAGAUCGCAUGAGUGUGAUCGGAGGACAUUUGGCUACUGCUGCGGCCGAGCCCUCAGGAGGAUUCACAAGGACACGGCCACCAAUCACGACCCACAUCCUUGAUGUAGCUCGUGGGGCUCCAGCUUCUGGCGUUGAUGUGCGCCUGGAGAUGUGGGCAGACAAGCAAUCACGGCCAUUGUUUGGUGAGGUUGAUUCGGAUUGCUGGAAACUUGUGGGUCGGUCAAGUACAGACAGAGACGGGCGGAGCGGUCAGUUGAUGAGUGUGGUGGAUGUUCUGAAUCCCGGGAUAUAUCGGAUUAGUUUCGACACGGGGAAGUACAACCCUGAGGGGUUUUUCCCGUAUGUGGAAGUAGUGUUUGAAGUGAAGGAAUCGCAGAAAUGGGAUCACUUUCAUGUUCCUUUGCUGCUUUCUCCAUUCUCUUUUUCCACGUACCGUGGGAGCUAGACUCUUAAACAUUCGAUAAUGGGAUGCGAAAUUGUAAAUUUUCAUGUUCAAAUGUGAUGUUUUCUUAUGGAGAUGCUGUUGAGGUGUAUUUUCAACCAAGUUAUUGUGUGUCUAUAUCUUGAUGCAGCCUUUAGAUGGCUAAACAUAAAAAAUUGUGUAAUUUAAUACUUGCACUCUAAAGUUAUUGUGUAUCUAUAUCUUUGAUUCAACCAAA
Messenger RNA from Salvia miltiorrhiza (redroot sage), 1431 nucleotides. Its product is annotated as uric acid degradation bifunctional protein TTL-like. Gene Ontology annotation, biological process: purine nucleobase metabolic process. The transcript is spliced from 6 exons. The record is from RefSeq and is a predicted model, not a curated record. Bases 225 to 1217 code for a protein of 330 amino acids. Gene Ontology annotation, molecular function: carboxy-lyase activity; hydroxyisourate hydrolase activity. NCBI's taxonomy places the organism in Eukaryota, Viridiplantae, Streptophyta, Magnoliopsida, Lamiales, Lamiaceae.